GCCACGCGACAUUCGAAUACACUCGAAUCGCGGCCACGAAAUUCAGGGAUCUGCUCGAGAGGGAACCAAUCGAUAUAACUCAGUUGUCGUGUGACCGUUGUUUGAUAAUCUUCGUGUGAUUUUCGUCGUUUCGAAUACAUUUGAAUCCGACCAUCCGCAUUAUCGAAGCAGACAGGCUGGUGAGAUCGACGCCAAUAAAUCUCGCCGAUAUGGAGCAAAGUGGCAUCUCGAUAAUAACAUCGAACGGGGCCACGGAAAAUUCUGUGGGGAAAUCCAGGAGCAUCGGUAUCACCCUCAGGACGAGUUCCAGUAUACAGGCUGCCAAGAAGAAGCUCAAAUCGUCCUGGUUGAGCAGCUUGAUAGCGGAGGAUGCGACCGGUUGGGACACCCUGAUAAUCGGGCUGGCGGAAAUGAUCGGAACCGCGAUCUUGGUUUUCAUCGGUUGCACCGGUUGCAUCGGCAGUCUGAACGUCGUACCGAGCAUAUUUCAAAUCUCCUUAACUUUUGGCCUUGCUGUGAUGAUUGCGAUACAGUGCAUAGGACACAUCAGCGGGGCUCACAUAAAUCCAGCGAUAACGGUGGCCGCGUUGAUCCUGGGUAAAAAGUCUCUACCAAUGGCCGUACUUUACAUUGCCGCCCAGUGUUUGGGAUCCCUGAUAGGCUAUAGCUUGCUAAAGGCGAUCACCCCGGCCGAGUUGAUGUUCGCUUCGACGCCUGACAAAGCGAACUCAUUCUGCAUGACGGAGAUCAACGAGAAACUGAGCGUCCCCCAGGGUUUCAUGGCGGAGAUGAUCGGUACCGGGAUCCUGGUCUUCUUCGCUUGCGGCCUCUGGGACCACCGAAACGCCAGCAACACCGACUCCGUGCCCAUGAGGUUCGGUUUCUGCGUCACGGUGCUCUGCAUAAUCUUCAUCCCCUACACGGGGUGCAGUCUGAACCCCGCCAGGACCCUGGGUCCAGCCGUUUGGAACGGCUACUGGAGCCAUCAUUGGAUCUUCUGGUUGGCGCCGAUCACCGGUGCCCUGGUCGCGUCUCUUCUCUAUCGGUGUCUCUUUCUCUCCAACAGGGGGCAAAGCAGCGGCCAGAACCCUGGGAACCUCAGUGGCGUGGAAACAUAAUCGUAACACGAUUCAGGUUGCAACGAUGCAUUCCGGUGAAGGUCCAUGGUUCACGAUUCCAGCGAGAAAUCCUAAUCGCGUUCGCGUUUUCUCCAACAGCGAAGAACCGGAAGUGGGACUUCCCUCGGAUCUCCAAAGAUCAAGAAUAAUGCCGCGCGAGGAGGAAUUCUCUAUGAUACGCUGAUCAAGGACGAAUCACUCUUGUACAAAGAUUCCAUGUAAAUUUAAUACGCGAUCGCCGUAGGUUUCGGUAGCGCGAAGAAUGUAAAUUAUUGCGAUCCUCCUCGGUCGCGUUCCUUGCCUUCGAAUUCGUUCGGAAAAUUCACGUUUGGAAAAUUUCCCUUCGAGGAUGUUUCAGUAUUUUCGUAAAAAUUUCCAAAAACUUUAGGUACCUGUUUUGCUGGAAGCUUGGUCACACGCUGCUUCCGUUCGCUGUAAAAGUGUGACCGAAAAUUCCGCGUCGAAGCUUCCGUGAGCAAAGUCGGAGCACUUAAUUAGCUCCCGAAAAAAAUUUUAGCGAUUUAUUUUUAACACGUUCGCUGCAGGGACGAUUACCUAUUUUAUAUUCGUAUAAAUAAAUGGAAACGUUCGGUUUGCUUUUUUAAUACAUUUUAUUCGUAUGUAAUUAAAAACGUACGUCGAAUAAGAUAAUUAAAUGGCGGUGGCGGAUGUGUUUAUAUCAAACUAUUUGGUAAAAAGAUUUCGCUGUUUCGUUCCAUCCGAGAAAUGUACAAUUUUAAAUAUAAAAAGUUUUAAUUUGCGGGUAAACUUUAUUUUCGCGAAACCGUGGCGCCCGUUUGGGAAAAUGUGGUCUCGAGAAAAUGACGUUAAUUGCGUGGACCGCAGCAACUUUGUUAAUUUUUCGAGUCCAGUGAUAGAAAUAUUUUGGAGGGCGUAUAUAAUUUCGGAGAAUAAAAUAGAAAAGGGAAUCGAUUUUAAAAAUUCUGGAAAAGCUGUCCCCCUUUGGACGGGGUAAUUUUAUCGGCGCGAAACUGGCUAGCGAAAACAUCCCUCUUUCCGACGCCGUUUGUCAUCGUUGCGGGGGAGGAGUAGCUCCGGCAGACUUGAAUUCGUCGCUCGUUAGGUCGGUUGUCUUUCCGGGGAACAACGCGGAUGAUCCCUCUGGCCGGCCCAUUCCGCGUGGAAAUUCGAAAUAACGGGAUUAGCAGCGAACAAGCGCGUUCAGCAAAUUACCCGCGGCAGUAUCGCUCCGUGAAAACUUUUAAUUGUGCCGGGGCUGCAUACGCGCGCGCCAAACGAAAAUGCCGGCGACUGCAGUUACACGUUCGCUCGACUACCAACGCGUGCACCUCUUUCGACGAUAAUCGCGCUCGAGGAACGAGUUUCAGAGGCAAGCUCGCGACAACA
Messenger RNA from Colletes gigas, 2486 nucleotides. RefSeq names its product aquaporin AQPcic-like. The transcript is spliced from 6 exons. Gene Ontology annotation, biological process: transmembrane transport. Gene Ontology annotation, cellular component: plasma membrane. The record is from RefSeq and is a predicted model, not a curated record. Lineage: Eukaryota; Metazoa; Arthropoda; Insecta; Hymenoptera; Colletidae. The coding region runs from base 210 to 1118 and encodes 302 amino acids. Gene Ontology annotation, molecular function: water channel activity.